AUGGGAGAAAACGUGGAGAAAUCCUGGUUAUUACAGAAACGAGAAACAGAGCUACUGAAAGAAGAGUUGAUCUUAGCUAAUGCGAAAAUUGCAAGGAUGCAGAUUGAUAUUGCAGGGUUGCAUAGGGAAAUGAACCCGUUCCGGAAAGUUUUCAGGCAACUUCAACAGCAGGUGAUGUUGCUUGCAAAAAGGUGCUCAGAUCUGGAGACGAAUGAAUUAAAAGCCGACAGAACACUUCGUGAAAAAGAGCGAAGGAUCAAGCAGCUUGAGACACAAAUUGCCACUGAAGCAAGAAUUGGUAGAGAUAUCAAAUUCCCAGGGUUGGCGCCAAGUCCGUUUUUGAGGCUGGCUGGACGUGUGUCUGUUCGAGACAUACAGCUGAAGACGCGAGACUGGUUAAAGAUAAGGGAAAAUUGGUUCAUCAGAUGGCAAGCACGGAUCAGAGAUAUUGUCAAUUGGUGGGGCAGUAGAGAUCAUAUCCCUGAUACACGUGAUCGGCUCUACCAAAAGAUACGAGAAUGGAUCAGAACACUUCGACAUGGAGUGGAAUUGUACAUCGAAUUUCACGGCCAAUUGAUUCGGCACUAUAAAUUUGUCAAGAGAUUACCAAGGUCGACAAGGAAAGCCUUAAAAUGGUCCAGCUUGAGAGAGCUGGAUGUUAGAAUUGGCGAAGUAAGGUUGAAUAAAAAGGUUCUAGAGCAAGGCGGCGAUGAAGAGGUGUCAAACCUUCAAUCUUGGCUCUAUAACCAGACGUGGGGACGAGUUGGUGUGGAAGGUACAAUGAGGAAAUACCUUGUCACUGCUGCUGAUGGACGAGUGGAUUGGUUGAAGAAAAUGCUGAAUUUGGAAGCAGCUAAGAACCAACUAGCAAAAAUUUUGAUAGAGAUUUAA
Messenger RNA from Lottia gigantea (owl limpet), 891 nucleotides. RefSeq lists its product as hypothetical. Bases 1 to 891 code for a protein of 296 amino acids. The record is from RefSeq and is a predicted model, not a curated record. NCBI's taxonomy places the organism in Eukaryota, Metazoa, Mollusca, Gastropoda, Lottiidae. The transcript has a single exon.